Caenorhabditis elegans is the source of this 428-nucleotide messenger RNA. RefSeq names its product Neuropeptide-Like Protein (gene F09E10.1). The coding region runs from base 97 to 369 and encodes 90 amino acids. The record is from RefSeq and is marked reviewed. NCBI's taxonomy places the organism in Eukaryota, Metazoa, Nematoda, Chromadorea, Rhabditida, Rhabditidae. The transcript is spliced from 2 exons.
ACGGUAUUGUUCCCAACAAUUACAUUUUUUUUGGUGGGAUACUAAAAAAUCGUCCGAAUAAAAGCCGGCCGCACAGCCAAAGAUCGUCACUUCGCCAUGAAGAAUUGCAUCAUCGUUCUAAUCAUGCUCGCAGCAUUCUCAAUGAGAGAAAAUGGGCUCCCAGGAGAAAGUCUUAACGACCUUGCCAUUGGAUCAGCAACUCAUCAAGGGAAAAACUGGCUGAAGAACGGACGGUGGGGGCCCACCCAACACCCCGGUCACGAAGAGCUCGAUCGCCCUCCCAAUGGCCGACGUGCCCCCACCGUCGCCUGUGAGCCCACCGAAGAAAUGAUGAUGAUGCCAUAUAUAAUUGUUGGUUUUUUUGGGUAAAAUAAUAAAAUAUAUGUAUACCAUCACACUUGUUAUCAACAAGGAAAUAAACUUAAUUU